CCGGCGGCGGGCGGGAUGGCGGGAGCCCCCGCGCCGGGCAGCAGGCGGCAGGGCGGGCCCCUGGCGCCCGGCCUCGGCCCGGCGCCCGGCCUCGGCCCGGCGCCCAGCAGCAGGCAGCCCCCGAGCAAGCGGGCGCGGAGCUUCCCGUCGGCGGCAGCCCCGGACCCCGAGGACCCGUUCGGCCUUCACGGGGACUUCACGGCGGACGACCUGGAGGAGCUGGACAUCCUGGCGUCGCAGGCCCUGAGCCAGUGCCCGCCCGCAGCUCGGGGCGCGUCCGGUGUUCAUAGCGCCCCCAGAUCAGGUGGGGUGUCCAAAAGUCCUGCAGGGAGAAACAGAGAGAGUGCUGCAGUCCAAGAUAAUUUUGAAAUAGAGUUACUUCAGGCCCAAUACAAAGAACUUAAAGAGAAGAUGAAGGCAAUGGAAGAAGAAGUUCUCAUUAAAAAUGGAGAAAUUAAAAUUUUGCGGGACUCACUGCAUCAGACAGAAUCGGUUUUGGAGGAACAGAGAAGAUCGCGUCUCCUGCUGGAGCGGGAGACAGCGCAGGCACUGAGCGACAGGGAGAAGGAGUUCUCCAAAAAGCUCCAGUCGCUGCAGUCCGAACUCCAGUUUAAAGAUGCGGAGAUGAAUGAAUUAAGGACAAAGCUUCAGUGCAGUGAACGAACACAUAAGCCAGCUGUUCCCUCCGUGUCCCACGGCAGUCCUAGGAAAAGCCCUUCUGUGGUUCUAAAGCCAGAAGCGUGUUCUCCACAAUUUGGAAAACCAUCUUUCCCUACAAAGGAGUCUUUUAAUGCUAACAUGUCCUUUCCCCACCCCCGCCACCCAGAGCCAGGGUGCAAGUCGCUGGCGGGCCGAGAGGAAAAUAAGACCCACAGUCUGGGAGGUGACCCCCCAAAGCAAGAAGAGUCCCCAAAAAGUCUUGUUGGCAGCCUGAUGCAGAGAUCAAACCCUCAAGGUUCCAUUUUGAUCAGCCUUCUCCUGAAGCAGCCGUUGAUCCCGGGGUCACCCCUCGGUCUGUGCCACCUCCUGAGCUGUGGUUCUGAGACUCCCACCAGCACCCUGCUGCAGCCCCUGGGGCUUGGCAGCACCGGGGCUGGGAUUUCAGGCCUGAGGACCACAGGCUCUCGCGAUGGGCCGUUUCCCCUCUCGGCCCUACGAGAAGCACAGAACCUGGCUCUGACAGGACUGAACCUGAUCGCCAGGGAGGAGGACUCCUGUGCCGGGGCCUCAGCAGAGGGGGACCCGGGGGCCUUCCCGCUCUGCCCGCUUCCUGGCGCCGUGCACCUGCUCCCCCUGGUGCAGUUCUUCGUGGGCUCACACUGCCAGGCGCUGCAGGACUCCGCAGCAGCCAGGAGGAGCGGCGCUCCGGGGGGCUCGCCCUCACGCUCCUCCUGCGGGAGCACCGGGGCGGAGGCCAGCACCGAGGACUCCCUCUGCAGCCUGGAGAGCUGCUGCGUGGCCUCGCUGGGCGUCCUCCAGCACCUGGUGUGCCACAGCGGGGCCGUGGUCCGCCGCCUGCUGUCCGGAGCGGGUGAAGGAAGCCAGAGCCCACCUCCCCCUGGGGACACCCCCUCAGCCGCGGGGGGCCUUGCCGAGGACCAAGGCCAGCACCCCCUGCUGGAGGUGCUGCUCCGCCUCUUAGCUUUCUCCUCUGCAGCCACAGGCCACCUUCCAGCCAGCCUCCUCAGCCAGUGCCUUAAGGUGCUGGUGAAAUUAGCUGAAAACUCUCCCUUUGAGCUCUUGCCCAGGUUCCAGUGUGUGUUCCCGCUGCUGCCACGGUGCCUCCGCCCAGACGUCGCCCUGCCCAGCGUGCUGCUGGCGGUGGAGCUCCUGGCCCUCCUGGCAGACCACCAGGCGCUGGCACCUCAGCUCUGCUCCCGCUCGGAAGGGUGCCUCCUGCUGCUGCUGUACACGUACAUCACCUCCAGGCCCGACGGCGCGGCCACGGACACGCAGUGGCUCCACCUGGAGCAAGAGGCCGUGUGGCUCCUGGCCAAGCUGGGCGUACAGAGCCCCUUGUCCCCGGUCACUGGCUCCAGCUGCCAGUGCAACACGGAGGUGGUCCGGGUGCUCACGGUGGUGCUGCACAGACAGUGGCUGACAGUGCGGAGGGCAGGGGGCGCCCCGAGGACGGCACAGCAGAGGCGCACGGUGCGGUGUCUGCGGGACGGGGCGCUGCUGCUGCACAGCCUGUCCCAGAAGGACAAGCUCUUCGCCGUGCACUGCGUGGGGGUCCUGCACCAGUACGACCAGGCCAUGCCCGGGGUCAGCGCGCUCAUCCGCAGUCUCCCCGACGUGACCGACUGCGAAGAGGCUGCCCUGGAUGACCUUUGCGCGGCGGAGCCCGACGCAGACGACCCCGACAUGGACUGCGGCUGAGGUCUGAGCAUCGCGCCCACGGCUUCCUCCCGGGCUGAUUAAAGCAGUGCUGCCGAGAACGGCCUUUUG
This is a messenger RNA of Myotis myotis, 2448 nucleotides long. It is a transcript of the gene ATRIP, whose product is annotated as ATR interacting protein. Lineage: Eukaryota; Metazoa; Chordata; Mammalia; Chiroptera; Vespertilionidae. Gene Ontology annotation, biological process: DNA damage checkpoint signaling; DNA repair. The transcript has 13 exons. The record is from RefSeq and is a predicted model, not a curated record. The coding region runs from base 16 to 2379 and encodes 787 amino acids.